Puccinia triticina is the source of this 531-nucleotide messenger RNA. RefSeq lists its product as uncharacterized. The record is from RefSeq and is a predicted model, not a curated record. Bases 1 to 531 code for a protein of 176 amino acids. NCBI's taxonomy places the organism in Eukaryota, Fungi, Basidiomycota, Pucciniomycetes, Pucciniales, Pucciniaceae. The transcript is spliced from 5 exons.
AUGACCACCCCAAUACUUUCUUUUCCAGGCUUCUUUACAUCCUUGGCGAUCGUCUUGUGGAGUCCCUCCUCGCAUCGGCCCAGUUUUUGGAUGCAGACUUACAGCUGGCCCGUCAACUCUGUAACCAACCUCAAUCGCCAGCAGUGCGAGAACUUGAACCUGGAUUGUGGACAGGCCAAUGCUCUCCUCCGGAUCAUCCACAAUAUCUUAGACAUCACCAAGAUCAAUGGGUGCGUUUAUAGUGCAUGCUCCUACCCUGAGAGUAUCUUCGAGCUUGUUGGCCCAGCUUGUGCAACAGAGAUAACGGAUGAAUACAUCAAGCCAAUCGCUAAAGUAGAGACGGAGAGCCGGGUCAAGGCGCUAGACUGCUCGAACUUCGGCGACAAAUACGAUCUGAAGCUGGCGCAGGCCGCCGUCGAUAUCGUCCAUAACCCGAACCUGCACCUUCCUGGUAAGGUCAUUGUAGAAGUUUACAGGAAGUUUGAGGGACCAAAUGGUGCUCAAACGGUGCACCUUCCUGGUAAAGAUUAG